UCUCUCUCUCUCUAGGCCCCCUCAUACUGUCACACACAUCUUUCACACCUCUCAGUCCUUCUCAGGAGGAAGUAUAGAUGGGUAGAGAGGAGAUGUGUGUGGGGGGAUGGACAGGCUACAAGUCACUAGAGUUUAGAUACAGUUAGUGAUCGACACAUUGAGAUGGAACGCACCUGUCUUCUACUCUUGCUGUUGAGUACACUGGUAUACUGUAGCCUCGGACAAGGUGGAGAUCUCUCUCUUACUGCCUCUCUGAGUGUCAGUCCUGACAGAUCUCAGUUCUUUGAAUAUGAGUCUGUCUCUCUGAGCUGUGAGGAUCAGGGGAACUCUGCUGGAUGGAGAGUGAUGAGGAACGCAGAGAGAGGGAAUGUUUCAGAGUGUAAUACUGACUGGGGAAAACAACAAGGGUCUUCAUGCAUCGUGUCACUAAUACUAUCAUACAGUGGAGUGUACUGGUGUGAGUCUGGGUCUGGAGAACACAGCAAUGCUGUCAACAUCACAGUACAUGCUGGUGCUGUGAUCCUGGAGAGCCCUGCCCUUCCUGUCACUGAGGGAGAUUCUGUGACUCUGCGCUGCAGACAUCAGGGAACUCUCUCUAACCUCACAGCUGAUUUCUACAAAGAUGGAUCCCUGAUCAGGAAUGCGACUACAGGAGAGAUGACCAUCCCUGCAGUAUCCAAGUCAGAUGAAGGACUCUACAAGUGUACCAACUCUAAAGGAGAAUCACCAGAGAGCUGGAUGACUGUGGCAGCUACCACCCCCCCUCCCACCCACCCCUCCUCCUCUCUCCCCUCCACUCUCCUCCUCUCUCUGUCUGUCUCUGGGUUGGUGGCUGCUCUCUCCAUCUCUCUGAUCAUUCUACUGGUCCUGUUCUGCAAGAGGAACAAAGAUGUAGCUGCUGAACCCAGAGAUGUUACGUAUGCUGACGUCAGAAUCAUACAGGACCCAGAACCCAGGAGAAGGAGAGAGAAAUCUCCAGGAGCUGAUCCAGUCUACUCUGCAGUGAAGACCUCUAACACCACAGUUCCAGGUGGAUCCGGUCCCGUUGAUGUGACCUAUGCUGACAUCAACCACACAGAGAAGAGACAACACAACAGGAGGAGAGAGAAGGCCGUUCCAGACCCUGUCUACUCAGCAGUAAAGACAGACAGAGAUACAGGUCAAAAGGUCGUUCCAGACCCUGUCUACUCAGCAGUGAAGACAGACAGAGAUACAGGUCAAAAGGUCGUUCCAGACCCUGUCUACUCAGCGGUGAAGACAGAUAGACAGAGAUACAGGUAGAGCUGUAUCUGGAUCCUGGGACUGAACGUACAGACUGAGUGACCCUGUUCAUCAGAACGUCAUGGUGGAUGGAAAAAGAUGCUCUCUUCAGCUGCGGUGAAUAACCACAACCCUGUCAGUCCAUCUCUUUACUUCUCCUUUCUCUUAUCUUCUCUCUCCCUCCUCCCCUUUUCGUAACCAACUGCGGCCUUGACCUCCAACAGUAUCAGCAACAGAGAGGUGUGAAGUUUCCACAACAGAGAGAGUCAGUUUAUCAUGUACUUCUCUUUAGACGCUGCAGCCUUGACAUCCAUUAACAGAGUUAGUCAGUUUAUCAUGAGAACAUACAGACACCACUGACUGGAACCAGCUGACAGUAUCAGUUGUAACGGUUCAUUACUACUAACAGGAGGGAAGUUGUAGUGUUUUGUCCAUGAUGAAUGUUGUAAAGACUUCAAUGUGUUUUAUAUUUAACUGCUCUGUUAUAUUCUGUUUGUUCAUGUGAAAUUGGAAAGUGUUUUCUAUAAUGUCGUUGUUUUCUAUAAUGUCGUUGUGUGUGUUUAUCUUGAGCAACACCGUCGUAUGGCUGCCAACUUGCCAAAUAAAGCUUCCUAAAAUGUU
This is a messenger RNA of Oncorhynchus kisutch (coho salmon), 1881 nucleotides long. RefSeq names its product low affinity immunoglobulin gamma Fc region receptor II. The transcript has 10 exons. The coding region runs from base 163 to 1281 and encodes 372 amino acids. NCBI's taxonomy places the organism in Eukaryota, Metazoa, Chordata, Actinopteri, Salmoniformes, Salmonidae. Gene Ontology annotation, molecular function: transmembrane signaling receptor activity. Gene Ontology annotation, cellular component: external side of plasma membrane. Gene Ontology annotation, biological process: immune response; cell surface receptor signaling pathway. The record is from RefSeq and is a predicted model, not a curated record.